UGCUGACGGCGUCCCAUUCCUCAUGCAUGAUGAGGAACUCACCAGGACCACCAACGUGCAGGCUGUAUUCCCUGAGAGGGCUGCCCUGAACAGCACUGCCUUCAACUGGACAGACCUCCAGCAGCUGGAUGCUGGCAGCUGGUUCCUGGAGCGGAGGCCGUUUCCCACUGUGCAGAGUCUUUCUGCUGGCGAUCGCUACAACGCAGCUAAACAGAGGAUCCCAUCCUUGGGACAGGCGCUAGAGGCAGCGAAGCAGAGCAAUAUCUCCAUCAUGUUUGACCUCCGGCCUGAGAACCACAGUAACUACCAGAGCUUCGUCAAUGCCACCCUGGAAGUGAUCUUGCUGUCAGGCAUCCCACUACAGCAGGUCCUCUGGUUGCCAGAUGGGUUUAGGGAACAGGUCAAACAGCAAGCCCCAGGCGUUCAGCAAGUUUAUGGCCGGAAGAGACUCCAGAAUGAGAAGGAGCCACUGCUGCAUGUCAAUCUGCCCUACCAGGACAUGAGCCCUGAGGAGAUCAGGCAGUACCGCCAGGACAACAUCUCUGUCAACUUGUAUGUGGUGAACCAGCCCUGGCUCUUCUCUGUGCUGUGGUGCUCUGGGGUGAGCUCUGUCACCACCAAUGCCUGCCAGGUGCUAAAGGCGAUGAAACACCCCAUCUGGCUGCUCCCCAGCAGCACGUACCUCAUGAUCUGGAUUGUUGUAGACUGCACUUCCUUCCUUGCCAUCCUCUGGGCCUUCUUCUUGCUGAAGAAAUGCUCCCAGAGAAGACGGCCAGUGGAGUCCGAGACAGACGUGCUGCUCACAAAGAUCAACAGCUUGAUGCAAGAGUGA
Molecule: messenger RNA, 832 nt
Organism: Pelecanus crispus (Dalmatian pelican)
Lineage: Eukaryota; Metazoa; Chordata; Aves; Pelecaniformes; Pelecanidae
Source: RefSeq, a predicted model, not a curated record